AUGGGCCUCGCUUGCCGUGCCACAGAGCACUGGGAGCACAUCCACGUUGGCGAGCCCACGACGUCAGCGGCCAGGGAGAGCAGCACGAGCACGGCAGCGUGUGGUAAAAAGCUCUGGGGAAGAAGAUGGGAAGGGGAGGCUGUCACGCAGGCCCGAGCUGUCGGUGGGAGAAGAUGGUGGGGUCCGGUCGCCAGCGGUGGAAGGAGGGAGAGGAGGCGCGCCUUGCUGCACAGCUUGGGCCACAGGAAAGAAACCACCGUCGUGGUCACCUGCCACCCCUCCCAGAUCCGCCUGCGUCUUCCUCCUGAUCCGCCACCUGAUCCGCAUCCCGCUCGGCACCUGCUGGGAUCGCCGCCGUGCGGAUCGCCGCCCCGCCUGCGCCUGCGUCUUGCUCCUGAUCCGCAUCCCGCUCGGCACCUUCGCCUGCGCCUGCGUCUUGCUAGGAUCGCCGCCGUGCGGAUCGCCGUCGUGCGCCAUCGGUUCGCUCCCCCGGCUGCGCUCAGCCGGCAGCUGGCUUGCGGGCGUGCGCGCGGCCUUGCGGUAGGUCCCGUGGCUCCCGGCCUCGGCGAACGACGUGGAGGGCGCGCGCGGCCCGCCCAGUGGAGGCGCACGGUGUCGUCGCAACGCGGAGGCCUGGCCCCGACGUGCGAGCGGCUCGGCCCCGAUUGGAGCUUCGCGGGCUCGCAGUCCGUGCGCGCAGAGGAGCAGCGAGCGGGUGAAUCGCGCGACCGCGAGGACGCGCCCGGCUUGGAGCAUUCCGACCCCGCGCAGAUCCUGGUGCGGCUCGGCUCCGAGUCCUCUGGUGGCGACCCGGCCAAGGUCCCCAAGGCGCCUCCUGGGCCACCAAGCCAGCCCCACCGGCAACUCACGCCGCCACGCAUGGCCACUGUCGUCGGUCGUCCGUGCCACCGUAGGUCUGCCCUUGUGGAGGAGUACGGCCUUCGGCGACGAUGA
Sorghum bicolor (sorghum) is the source of this 954-nucleotide messenger RNA. RefSeq lists its product as uncharacterized. The record is from RefSeq and is a predicted model, not a curated record. NCBI's taxonomy places the organism in Eukaryota, Viridiplantae, Streptophyta, Magnoliopsida, Poales, Poaceae. Bases 1 to 954 code for a protein of 317 amino acids. The transcript has 4 exons.